AUGCACCCCACCAGGCGCGAACGUGAAGUCGGGGUGAGAAACGAGGAAGGGAUAGUGACCAACUGGCCAGAGAUUGCUCACGCAUUCAACGAGUCUUCCGAGACUGAGCGCACCGCCAAGCAGUGCCGCGAGCGCUGGACCAACCACCUGGACCCCAACAUAAAGAGAGACUCUUGGACCAAGGAGGAGCAGCGGCAGCUGGUGCAAGGCCACAAGAAAUUCGGCACGAAAUUCGGCACCAAAUGGAGCAAAAUCGUGCGCGAGUUCCUGCCCGGCCGCUCAGCGAAUGACGUCAAGAACUGGUGGAACGCAACCCUCAGGCGCCAGAACCCGAGCCCGCAAGGCUCUGGGCCCCUGGAGGAGUACAUCGUGCAGCAGGGGCUCCGUGGGCCCACCCACGAGGCCGCGGCUGGCAGCGGCAGCGGCGCUGGCGGCGGCGGCAGCGGCGGCAGGCCCAGGAAGCGCGCGCGGGCGCAGCCUGCGCCGUGCGCGGCGCCUGGCGGCAGCGGCGAUGGCAGCGGCGGCAGCGGCGCUGGCGGCGGCGGCGGCGGCGGCGGCGGGGGUGGCGGCGUGGUUGAGCUUGAGUACCGGGAGCAAGACCCCCUUUGGCUGCCAGGCUCUGGUGGAGUGCGGCAGCCCGUGGUGGCGCCGGUGGCGGCGGCGGCGGUCUGCGUGGAGCAGGCCACGCCCUACUGGGAGCCGGGCAGCCCCCUGGUUCUCGAGGGCGCGGGCUCCGCAGCAGCCUCUGGGGCCGUGCCGCAGGCAGAGGCGGAGGCGGCGGCGGUGGCCACGUCACGGGCAGACGGCGAGCUGGGAUACAGUCCGGGGCUGCCUGACAAAGACGCCGAGCUGCUGCGGUCAAUCUGGGGUCUGGUCCCGGCCGCCCGUGACCGCGAGCCGACGCCGUCCGCUUCGCCGCCGCCAAUGGGCGCCCAGCCGGCGCCGCGCCCGGCCGACUCGCCCGUGGCUGCAGCGUCCGCCGCGCGGCCCGGCGGGCAGGCAGACGCCGCAGCCGGUUUGGGCGCGGCGUCGCAGAGCGCCCCCGAGCGCGCCCCUGCCGCCGCCGGCGCCCCGGCCGGCUGCCCGCGGGUGGGGGUCUCUCCCAGCCGCUGCGGCACGCCCGACGAAGCGGCCGCGCCGCCGCCGCCGGGGCUGGUGCACGGCCAGGGCCUGAUCAGCAGCCCAGCCGGUCACGCACACGCCUCGCCACGAGCGCGGGUGCCUGUCUUUGCCAGCUGCACCAGCCCGCCGCCGAUGGCCGCCGCCCCCAACGCUGGGGCCAGCGCGGGGCCGCCCGCCAGUGCGCCGCAGUCGGCGCAGCUGCUGGCGGUCUGGCUGCGGGGCGAAGAGGUCAUCGUGGCGCUGUCGGAGGGCGCCGCCCCGCUGCCGCCCUUGCACGAGAUCUGCUCCGCGCUGCUGGCGCCCACGGCUGGCGGCGCGCCCAGCCCCUGCCGCGAGGUGUUGUCCUCCAUCAGCUACGGUCCGCAGGCCGUUAGCGGCAGCCAUGCUGCGAUGGCGGCGGUGACGCUGCCCGCGGAACGGCCGCAUCCGAUGCAAUGGCGGGGGCCGGACGCCGCUGUGCGGGCGCUGGCGGCAGACCUGCAGGCCGUUCUGCCGCGCCUCGCCGCCAACGCGUGCGCGCCCGCCGCGGCGACAGGCGCGGUCGGCCGGGUGUUGAUCGGCCUGCGGCUGGACGCCGCCGUGCGACCCUCGGAGCCGGGGCUUGUGGUGGCGGUUGCCGCGCGCAGCCGCGGCGAGGGCGCAGCGAUGCUGAAAUGCGUGGUGGACGCGAUCCGAUCACGGCUGUACACGUGA
Messenger RNA from Monoraphidium neglectum, 1815 nucleotides. RefSeq names its product Myb-related protein 3R-1. Gene Ontology annotation, biological process: regulation of DNA-templated transcription. The transcript is spliced from 6 exons. Gene Ontology annotation, cellular component: nucleus. Bases 1 to 1815 code for a protein of 604 amino acids. Gene Ontology annotation, molecular function: DNA-binding transcription factor activity, RNA polymerase II-specific; RNA polymerase II cis-regulatory region sequence-specific DNA binding. The record is from RefSeq and is a predicted model, not a curated record. Lineage: Eukaryota; Viridiplantae; Chlorophyta; Chlorophyceae; Sphaeropleales; Selenastraceae.